Molecule: messenger RNA, 2118 nt
Organism: Saccharomyces mikatae IFO 1815
Lineage: Eukaryota; Fungi; Ascomycota; Saccharomycetes; Saccharomycetales; Saccharomycetaceae
Gene: NOC2
Product: mRNA-binding ribosome synthesis protein NOC2
Exons: 1
Coding region: 1-2118 (705 amino acids)
Biological process (GO): ribosomal large subunit biogenesis
Cellular component (GO): Noc1p-Noc2p complex; nucleoplasm; Noc2p-Noc3p complex
Source: RefSeq, a predicted model, not a curated record
AUGGGUAAAGUUUCUAAAUCAACGAAGAAGUUUCAAUCGAAACAUUUAAAGCACACCCUAGACCAAAGAAGGAAGGAAAAGAUUCAAAAGAAGAGAAUUCAAGGUCGUCGUGGAAACAAAACUGAAGAAGAAAAAGCUAAUGCUGCUGGUACGAGAGAACAACAACAGUUGAAAAAAUCUGCCAAGGAGGAAGUCUUUAAGGACAUGUCUGUUGAGAACUUUUUUGAAAAGAGUAUUGAAAUUCCUAAAGAGAAUAAAAAAUUGAAACAAAAAGCCACUAAAGAAAAAACAGAUGUAGAUUCAUCAUCUGAAGAGGAAGAAGACAUGGGCCAAAGUAUGGCAAAAUUAGCAGAAAAAGAUCCAGAAUUUUAUAAAUAUUUGGAAGAAAAUGAUAAAGAUUUGUUGGAUUUUGGAGGAAGCAACCCAUUAGAUGAGAUUGACGAUGAAGAAGAUGAAGAUGCUAAAGGAAAUGAAAAAGUUGCUGAAAAAUCUGAGAUCGAACCAGAAAAAAUUGCGCUUUCCUUGAAAUUGGUCAGAAAAUGGAAAAAACAACUUCAUGAUUCUCCAAAUUUAAAACUGUUAAGAAACAUAAUUAGUGCUUUCAAAGUUGCUGUUAAUUUGAACAAGGAAGAAAAUAUCGAGGACUACAAGUAUGCUAUUACUGAUGAGAAAGCAUUCCAUGAACUGAUGUUCAUGGUGUUAAAGGACGUACCACAAGUAAUUCAAAAGUUAGUCCCCUAUAAGAUUGUUAAAGGUUCAAGAACUUUACCAAAUGGAGGCAGCGUUUCCAGAAUGUCAUCCAUUGUCAAAUCACACGCUGGCUCCUUGUUGGUUCUACUGAACGAUAUUACUAAUACAGAAACAGCUGCAUUGGUCCUUCAUUCUGUCAACGAAUUAAUGCCUUAUCUUUUGUCGUAUAGAAGAAUCUUGAAAGAACUCAUUAAAUUGAUUGUUGAUGUAUGGUCUACCACAAGGGAGCUGGAAACUCAGAUUGCCUCUUUUGCCUUUUUGAUCAAUACUACCAAGGAGUUCAAGAAAUCCAUGCUAGAAACAACCUUAAAGACAACAUAUUCUACUUUCAUCAAGAGUUGUCGUAAAACUAACAUGCGUUCUAUGCCUUUGAUUAAUUUUCAAAAGAACUCAGCAGCCGAAUUGUUUGGCAUUGAUGAAGUUCUCGGCUAUCAAAUUGGGUUUGAAUACAUUAGACAAUUAGCUAUUCAUCUAAGAAACACUAUGAAUGCAACAACAAAGAAGUCCAGCAAGGUUAAUUCUGCUGAAGCUUACAAAAUUGUAUACAAUUGGCAGUUCUGUCAUUCUUUGGAUUUCUGGUCUCGUGUUCUAUCGUUUGCCUGUCGACCAGAAAAGGAAAAUGGCACUGAAUCUCCAUUAAGACAAUUAAUUUAUCCAUUAGUUCAGGUUACUUUGGGUGUAAUCAGGUUAAUUCCAACACCACAGUUCUUUCCAUUGAGAUUUUACCUAAUUAAAUCACUUAUUAGACUUUCUCAAAAUAGUGGUGUUUUCAUUCCUAUAUACCCUUUACUUUCCGAAAUCCUAACCUCAACGGCUUUCACCAAGGCACCUAAAAAGAGCCCUAAUUUGGCUGCAUUUGAUUUUGAGCACAACAUCAAAUGUACACAAGCUUAUCUAAAUACCAAAGUAUACCAGGAAGGUUUAUCAGAACAAUUUGUGGACUUAUUGGGUGAUUAUUUUGCUCUGUACUGUAAGAACAUUGCAUUUCCUGAACUUGUAACACCGGUUAUUAUCUCUCUACGUCGUUAUAUUAAGACUUCGACUAAUGUCAAAUUUAACAAACGAUUAUCAAAUGUUGUGGAGAAACUAAACCAAAAUAGCUCCUUCAUCCAAGACAAAAGAUACGAUGUUGAAUUUGGGCCAACCAACAAAUCUGAGGUUUCAAGAUUCUUGAGUGAUAUAGCUUGGGAUAAAACACCUCUAGGUUCUUACGUUACUGUACAACGUGAAGUCAAAGAAGAAAAGGCUAGAUUAAUGAGAGAAAGUAUGGAAGAACAAGACAAGGAAAGAGAAAUGGAGGAAGCCAAACAAUUAAAAGGUCUCGAAAGUGAUGAUGACGACGAAGAUGUUGAAAUGUCAGAUGCUUAG